Molecule: messenger RNA, 3127 nt
Organism: Tricharina praecox
Lineage: Eukaryota; Fungi; Ascomycota; Pezizomycetes; Pezizales; Pyronemataceae
Product: Frag1/DRAM/Sfk1 family-domain-containing protein
Exons: 10
Coding region: 219-3098 (959 amino acids)
Biological process (GO): GPI anchor biosynthetic process; fungal-type cell wall organization
Cellular component (GO): endoplasmic reticulum
Source: RefSeq, a predicted model, not a curated record
UCCAGUCGAUAUAGUAAUCAAAUCCUUUCUGCGAUGCUGUUGGCUUUCUCUCUCUUCCUCUCUUCUUCUCUCUCUUCUCCCUACCUCUUCUCCCACUCCGUCCCGACCACUCGUUCGGUGUUCGAUCAACAAGCCACACACCUCUCUCUCUCUGCUUCCAGUCCUUGGGCUAAAAGCCACUCUCCAUUCGACUAAUCGAUCGCUCUCGUCUUUCCCUCAUGCCGAAAGAGAAGGAUGGCGGUGUCGUCCUGGCCUCGGUGUCAGCAAAAUGGAUAUCAUACACGCACACGCUCAUCGCAUACUGUGCUUUCUUCAGCGCGUUAAUCGUCGGGAUGUCACUACACUUCCAUAAGAUUGUGAAGAACGAGUACUAUGGUUAUCCGCAAGAAUGGUUUCCCUCCGUUUCGGCGACGAUUGGCGACCGGUAUCCCGAACGAUCCAUCUUCCAGGUGUUCAUCGCGAUCACGUCGGGUCCCCGCUUCGCCCUGGUCAUCCUCUGGUACCUUGUCACCGCGCGUCCCGGCGCGCGCGGACCCAAGUUCGUGGCCACCGUGGGCUUGCUGAGGACUAUACUCUGCGGUGGAUGGGUCUACAUCACGUCGACGGACGACCAUGCCUGGCACGACAUCUUCAUGAUCUCGUAUCUGGUGUUUACGCUGCCGUGGACCCUGGGUUGUCUCGCGCUGUCGCCCAUGAACCGUGACGCCAUCAAGUGGCGCAAGAUCUUUGCCACGUUGUUCUUUGGAACGUUGGUGCCAUUGAUCUACUAUUUCAUCCAGCACAAAGUCCACAAAGUUGCCGGAGCCUACACCAUUUACGCAUUCUUCGAGUGGUCGUUGAUUCUCUUUGACGUUGGUUUCGACGCUGCUACGGCGUUUGAUUUCGCUGGUCUCGAAUUGAGGGUGGUGGACGUGAGGGGUAUUAGUAGCAAAGGAAACGACGUAUUUCUAGCGGAUACCGUCAUUCAAAAGUCCAAGGAACGCGGUCAGAUCUUGCCUCAGGAGUUAUUGGGCGCCUCAUACUCCCGGGAUGACGUCUUCGAUGCUGCUGCCGACAUCUACACUGGAUUUAUGUUUUGGUCCAUCUUGACGUCGUUGGGCGUUACCGUGUGGUACUUCCCGCUGUGGCACAUGGGAAUUUCUGGCUAUGAGGUUCUCAUCAUGACUACUGUAUCUCCAUUCUUGCUAGGCAUCCCCGCCGUCCGCCGCAUCGCUGCUAACCAGCCUGGCUAUGUGUACGGAUUGUCACUGCUUGGACUCUCAGCUUUCUUGGUUACGCACCAGGAGACCCGGCUCUUCUCCGUCGGUGCGGGUGUUUUCUUCUCCUGCCUGGCAUGGACUGGUAGCUUCUGGGCCGAACGCAAUAACUCUAGCCGAUUGAACGCGAAGAUCUCGGCCUUCUCCCUAGGAUUGAUUCUGUCGAGCAUCGCCAAAUUUGCCAACCACACCAACAACCCCGUAUGGCCGAUCAUGAACUCCGUCAACGGUGGAUGGAACAAGACGGGAUUGGUCCUUGCGAUCCUAGCCGUUUUGAGGUCCACUAGGCGGAGCACUGUGGGUUCGGUCGAUCUUACCCCGUUGCAGCAGAAGAAGAAAGGGUCCGCAACGCUUUCGGCAAUCGGCCUCGCCGGAUUGAUUUUUGGCUUGCACUCUCUGCUCUCGGAUUCUAGCACCAUGAUCACCUGGGUUUGGGAUGGUUACCCAAUCAAGGGGCCCAUUCCCGCUCCUCACGGUGCAUACACGAUUGCGGCCAUGGGCGCCGGGUUCCUGAUAGGUCUUUUCAACCCGCAAGCAGCAGCGACAUGGAGCUUCUUUGGUGUUGCGUCUAUCGCCACCGCGACAUUCUACAGCAAAGCUGGCUGGACUGGAUUUUACGGUGCCCUUGUACUUGCUACGUACCUCAUGGCUCUCGUCCCCUCUAUGAUCAUCACUGCGACUCGCUAUGGCCCAGGAAAGACCUUUGGCCUGGCAUUCUUCUUUUACAACCUCAUCGUCCUCGCGCACGUGUGGGUGGUAGCGUACGCCUUCGUCCCCGGUGGUCCUCUCCUCCGUGAACGAAGCGACCUCGUCCUCACUGGAAUGAUGGCCAUGAUUGGAUGCGGUGUCUUCUCGACCAUUUCGGCUGCCGCCUCAACCCCCCAACCGUUGAGCAGCAAAUACACCAAACACGACACCCCACACCGCCGCCGCUUCCGCACUUACACCAUAUAUGCCCUCACUAUUCUCCAAAUGAUCUCCGUCUCCGUAGCCUACCUCCGCUUCCCAACCUUUAACUAUACCCCCUACCACCCGCAGGAGAAACUUGUCACCGCCGGAAUCUGGACCGUUCACUUCGCGCUCGACAACGACAUGUGGUCUUCGGAACGCCGGAUGCGCGACGCGAUCAAGGAGCUCGAACUUGACGUUGUCGGUCUGCUGGAAUCCGAUCUCCAGCGUAUCAUCAUGGGAAACCGUGACAUGACACAAUUCCUCGCCGAGGACCUGGGGAUGUACGCCGACUUUGGCCCGGGACCAAACAAGCACACAUGGGGCUGUGCACUGCUCUCCAAGUUUCCCAUCGUGAAUUCCACGCACCACCUCCUGCCCUCUCCCGUGGGCGAACUCGCUCCCGCAAUCUUAGCCACGCUGGAUAUGUACGGCGAAAUGGUCGACGUCCUCGUCUUCCACUCCGGGCAGGAAGAAGACGUCGAAGACCGCCGCCUCCAGAGCAUAGGCGUCGAGCAGAUCAUGGCCGACUCCCCCCGCCCGCUGAUCCUCCUCUCGUACCUCGUCACCAACCCCAAGGAGGGCAACUACAACCGCUACGUCUCGGAGAAGUCGCGCAUGCGCGACAUCGACAGCAGCGACUGGGACCGCUGGUGCGAGUACAUCCUCUACCGCGGCCUGCGCCGCGUCGGCUAUGCCCGCGUCUCCCGCGGGACGAUUACCGAUACCGAGAUCCAGGUCGGCAAGUUCGUUGUGGGCGAGAAGGAGGGCGGUGAGACUCAGGUGGACGAGAAGGAGGUCUCCCUCGGACUCAGGUUCCCGGAGGUAUUUAAGGGUGACGGAGCAAGAGGGCAUAGGUAUCAUGUCUUCGAUCGGCCGAGGUAUUAUGUUUGAUCUUGAUACUUGAUGUUUGCAAGCAGGCA